Molecule: messenger RNA, 717 nt
Organism: Gloeophyllum trabeum ATCC 11539
Lineage: Eukaryota; Fungi; Basidiomycota; Agaricomycetes; Gloeophyllales; Gloeophyllaceae
Exons: 6
Coding region: 1-717 (238 amino acids)
Source: RefSeq, a predicted model, not a curated record
AUGUCGGACAGUGGAGUCCCCACCAUUACCGACCUUGGGGAAUUGAUCACCCUAAUCCAGGGCCUCCUCAACGUGGAAUACAGUGCCGUCGCUUCUUUGACAUUCAUUGUAUGGGAUAUUGUGAUCACCUUUGACCAGGAGGUCGAAUACAUCUGGUCGCAACCUGCCAGAUCCCCAUUGAAAUGGCUUUUUAUAUUCGCGAGAUACUUUACUGUCAUUGUCCAGAUCAUCUUCGCUCUUGAUUACAUCGGUGUCCUCCAGGUCUGGGGCGGGAACCUUCCCGUGUGUCAAGCUUGGUUCACCCUCCAAAGCUUGGCGAUACAAGCCGUCACCUCUACCACUGAAGCCAUGCUCAUGAUGAGAGUCUAUGCGCUAUACAACCGGAAUCGGAAAGUCCGCUGCGGCUUGGUGGUCCUCUUCGCAAGUGAGCUGCUGGCCAUCAUCCCUAUGUUUGCAAUAGCCAUACCAAGGAUGGAGUUCACGGUUAUCUGCACUCCCAUUGCCUCACACUACUCUCUAUUGUUCUUCAGUUGGCUCGUGACUGUAGCGUUGGGAGUGCAGAGUAUUCUUCUAGCACUCACUCUGAAUCCUACCCUCAGAGCGAUCAGAGACGGCUGGGGACGGACCCCCAUCUUCCUAACUAUGGCUAGAGACGGGGGCUGGUCCUUCUUGCUGCAGUUCGGCAAGUGCUACCACGUAUCGCACGCUGGUUUUUGA